AUGCCGUUCCUGAACGAUCCUCGAGAGCUGCUAACGCCCAUCAUGAACGAAGAAGCUGAUGCAAAGCCAGCACACUCUCCAUUCGACGAAGAUGACCAUAAACCCUCGUUAGAUACCCAAGACCAACAUGAUGAACAAAAAGAGACCCCCACCAAAGACGACCUCCUAGCCCGCCAUCUAGAAACCAUAGCCCUCUCCUUCAUAACCGCAAUCAACACCCGCAACCUCGACCCCUCCGUCGCCCCCUGGUCCACCUCCAUGGUUGACCACUUCACCACCGGCUCCGGCACCGGGGCGCGCCCCUCCGCCACCAACAAAAUCGAAAUGCUAGCCGGCCACCGCAAGCUCGCCGACGCAAACCCGAAUUUCCAGAUAAGGAUCACGAGUUUCACUACAUUUGUGAGUGAGAAGAUUGGAACGGCGCAGGUUGUGAUGAAUGCGCAGAGUACGGGGGUGCCGGGGGUGCCGGUGGGGUUGUGGAGGAAUGCAGUGACGAUUCUGGAUUUUAGGAUGGUUGGGCGGAGGUGGUUUGGGGUUAGGGAGAGUACGAUUAGUGGGGCGGGGAGGAUGGAUCAGGAUUGGUUUUGA
Molecule: messenger RNA, 588 nt
Organism: Fulvia fulva
Lineage: Eukaryota; Fungi; Ascomycota; Dothideomycetes; Mycosphaerellales; Mycosphaerellaceae
Exons: 1
Coding region: 1-588 (195 amino acids)
Source: RefSeq, a predicted model, not a curated record